Gongylonema pulchrum is the source of this 348-nucleotide messenger RNA. Lineage: Eukaryota; Metazoa; Nematoda; Chromadorea; Rhabditida; Gongylonematidae. The record is from the annotation of a GenBank genome assembly.
AUGGUAACAGUUCAUGUUCAGACACUCUACGAUGCCGGAAUUAGGCGUGACGAUCCACGAUUGGAAGAAUUUUUGCGUGCCAUACGACAUGAGGAACGGAAACAGUCCGUAACCGACCCAACUUCUAAUGAGCCGAUUAGCGAGAAACUGGAUCGGGAAAUGUUUAAGAGAUGCGUUGGCGAUGCAAUCGGGAUCAUUGCAAGAGCACUGAAGGGUCAGCUGGUCAUUCCCGAUUGGCAUGCAUUUUCAGGAAUGAUUGGUGAUAUUUUCGACUCGUGCCAGGAGCAUUUCUCAAAGCGCUUUUUUUUAAAGAGCCCAGAUACAACACUGAUUCCCUUCUCCACGUGA